AUGAGCCGCCCACCACCGCCGCUCCCCCCGCGCCGCCAAUCGUCAAUGGCCUCGGCCUCCCCGACGUCGCCCAGCCGCACCAGGACGCUCCCCCCGCCUCCGCCGUCCGGCCGGCCGCGCACAGAACCAGAAGCAUCCCCACCCUCGUCCCCAGACGAGCCCAUCAUCGACCUCUCCCGCCCUACCCUCUUCCAUGUCCGUCGGCCAGGGGCACAAAUGUCGCUGUACGAGUCGACCAACGAGGCGGCGAUGAGUGCCAUGUUCUCCGCGUCGAAGCAGAGCGUGCGCACAGUGCCGGCCAAGGCGCUCAAGCCGGCCCAUCUGUCUUCAGCGUCGGCGAGGAGCCCGCCGCAAACCCCCAACGACGACGAGACCCCUCGACCCAGCGUCUCGAGCCUCGCCGCGCACUUCACUUCGGUCGACAUUGGCGCUCCGAGCAGGAGCAAACCCCCCGUCGCCACCCCCACGAGCCCCCGCCGUGAGAAGGCCGUACCUGUGCCUCACCGGCUCACGUCCCCCAUCACUGGGCCGCCUCGGAUCGACCCGACGUCCUUCCCGCACGUCUUUGAUGCCAUCUUCCACCACACCCUCCGCGCCGAGGGUGAAGACGACCACGACACGGCAAUUGCCCUGCGGAGCGUGUGCCGCUCGUUCCGUGACCGCGCCGACGCCUACCUCUAUGCCCAAGUCAUCUUUGACGAUCCUGACCGCCCCAAGGGGGCGUUCGACGCCGACGUCGUGCCAUACGAGGUGGCGUCUGCUGUGGCGACACGCCUCGACAUCCGCUCAGUGCAUGGGCGGAUACCUGCCACGCCAUUCUACCAAGCAGCAGGCGAGGAGCGACACCGCUGGCUCCGCCUCUUGGGCCAACACACCACCGUGGUCGACUACCACUGCGCUGUGGACGCCGCCGCCCUGGCCCCCGACCUCGCCGCCACGCUCAACGGCAAGCUGGCCCACUGCCGCCGGAUCUGGCCCUCGACCGCCGUCCUCCCCGCCGCCACGAUUGUCGACUACGUCGAUAUCACGCCCGACGGCUUCUGGACGGCCGCGCAGACCGAGGACGACGACCCGAUCCCCACCAUCCCGCCCAUCCCCGCGUCGCCACACAUCCAUCUCAACGUCGUCAACAUCAUCUACUCGGCCCGCAUGGGCUACUACUCUAUCCGGCUGGCAGUCGGCGAACGCAAGGGCAUCCACCUCGCCUUUACGUUCACGCAGCGCGCCGACACGGGCACACGCAGCGGGAACACCCGCAUGGCGGUGUCGUUCACCAUGUGCCACGUGAUGAAUGGCCCCAAGCCUUUCGGGCUCCUCGGCCCGCUUAUCGAGCUUCUGCCGAGUAUCAUCCGCGAGAACAAGGCGACGGCGCUCAUUGGGCUCGAGGACAUUCCUGAUAUCCUGCUCGGCAUGCAAGGCGUCGGUGAAAUGUUCUUCAACACGCACAUCGUCGCCCAAGGGAUGGUCAUGUGCUCACCGAUGGAGUACGAGAUGGGCGAGCACAGGUACAUUUACGCCGACGAGGAGACGGCCGCGAAGAACUGGAUAGGCAUCGGCGGGAUCCCUGGCGAACGAGAGGUCGCGGGCACCAAGUGGGCCGUCAUGUCCAACGACGUGAUGCGGUCCCAGGCGGGGGAGAAGGUGGUCGCAUUCGAGUCGGCCCAGGGGGCAACGCGCGUUGGUGGCCAAGUCGCGCGCGUGUGGUUCCCGUUACGGGCACAACACACAAUGUGUCCGCCGGGAGCCACAUGCGACGCGUUUGCACGCUUCGGCGCCGAGACGCUCAGGUGCAUGAUCGCCUACUCAUCCGCUCUGAUGCCUGACGACCUCCCGGCCGUCGCACGGCUGUUCCAACUUAUUCAGAGCUGA
Messenger RNA from Vanrija pseudolonga, 1869 nucleotides. RefSeq lists its product as uncharacterized. Bases 1 to 1869 code for a protein of 622 amino acids. The transcript has 2 exons. The record is from RefSeq and is a predicted model, not a curated record. Lineage: Eukaryota; Fungi; Basidiomycota; Tremellomycetes; Trichosporonales; Trichosporonaceae.